Ixodes scapularis (black-legged tick) is the source of this 1206-nucleotide messenger RNA. Its product is annotated as L-aminoadipate-semialdehyde dehydrogenase-phosphopantetheinyl transferase. Bases 276 to 1139 code for a protein of 287 amino acids. The transcript is spliced from 5 exons. Gene Ontology annotation, molecular function: holo-[acyl-carrier-protein] synthase activity; magnesium ion binding. The record is from RefSeq and is a predicted model, not a curated record. NCBI's taxonomy places the organism in Eukaryota, Metazoa, Arthropoda, Arachnida, Ixodida, Ixodidae. Gene Ontology annotation, cellular component: cytosol.
UUUGUUUGAAGUAAAAUAAUAAAAGGGUGAAUUCGAGUAACUCGCUGCCACAACGAGGCAGAAGAGCUUGGAGCAAAAAACUGCUAUCCCGCUCACCGGGCAAAAGUGACCCCCGUGCCUUUAGUUGCGCUAGUUUAUCGGACCUAGUUUACCCUAAUCUAUCCGUCUACGAGUGACUCUGUCUAAAUAAUCCUAGUCAGAAGUCAGGCCGUGUCAACAAUGGCGGUUUUUCACGACCUCGUUUGGCGCUAGGUUAGAGUGGUCUCUAAGAAAUUAUGAACGGAAAAUCAGUGAGAUGGGCGUUCAACUUCAUGGCCUGGAAACCGACUCAGGAAGAGUGGCUUUUCGCUACCCGCUGCGUUCAGUCGGAAGAGAAGUGCCGAAUCGACAAGUUCGUCUACUCCAAAGACGCCAAAUCGUCCAUGAUCGGGCGCCUUCUGCUGCGAAAGUGCAUCUCGGAAUGCCUGGAAAUUCCGUACGAAGCGCUGAGAUUGGGCAGGACUGAAAACAACCGUCCCGUAGUCGAGGAUCCUGACAUCCAGGAGCAUAUGCCGUUCGACUUCAAUGUUUCACAUCAGGGAGACUUUAGUGUGCUGGCCGCGGACCACUACUCCAAGGUGGGCGUCGAUGUCAUGAAGAUCGAAUAUUCGGGUGGAAAGACAGUCGGCGAAUUCUUCUCUCUCAUGCGGCGUCAGUUCACUCCAGGUGAAUGGAGGUUCAUUGAAGGUCCAGGCACGGAACGUGACCUCCUGCGUCGAUUCUACAGACUUUGGUCGCUGAAGGAGAGCUUUGUCAAGGCGGAAGGGGUCGGCCUCGGCAUUGACCUCCAGCGGCUCAACUUUGUCUGCGAGACACCAGAGGUCAGUGUAGGCUCCCUCACCAAGGACACCAAGUUGUACUUCGACGGGCGGUUGCUGACCGACUGGAUGUUUCAGGAGACGCUCCUUGACGAGAAACAUUGCGCCUGCACUGCCCUUCGCAUUGAAGACUCUCCUCCUCCUGAAGACGUCCUCUUCGAGAACGUCACUUUUCAAGAACUGGUUCAGGGGGCUCGCCCAAUCCGUUCUUUAAACGCCUGUGACUGGACACUUUUUGCCGCCAAAGCAGAGUCUCCACUGGGAUGCUAUGAAACUCGAUGAUGUGCAAUAACUGCUGAAAUGUAUUUUUUUUUCUUUCGUGUAAAUAAAACAAGUUAUUUUUUCUGAC